AUGUCACAGAGCGCAUUAUUGCUAAAAAAGCAACUAAGAGACUUGAACAAGCACCCAGUAGAAGGGUUCUCUGCAGGUUUAGUUGAUGAAUCCAAUAUUUAUGAAUGGCAAAUUGUCAUUGUAGGUCCACCAGAUACCCUCUACGAAGGAGGUUACUUUAAUGCUGUCCUCUCAUUCACACCCGAUUAUCCAAACAAACCACCAAAAAUGAAAUUCAUCACUGAAAUGUGGCAUCCAAAUGUAUAUAAGAAUGGUGACGUUUGUAUUUCAAUUCUUCAUGAACCUGGAGAUGAUGUUUAUGGUUAUGAAAAGGCAAGUGAAAGAUGGUUACCAGUUCACACUGUCGAAUCUAUUUUGGUUUCUGUAAUAUCCAUGUUGUCUUCUCCAAAUGAUGAAUCUCCCGCAAAUAUUGAUGCUGCCACCGAAUGGAGAAAUCAAAAAGAUGUUUUCAAAAAGAAGGUUGCCAGAGUUGUUAGAAAGAGUCAAGAUAAUAUGUAA
Cavenderia fasciculata is the source of this 498-nucleotide messenger RNA. Its product is annotated as Putative Ligase. Gene Ontology annotation, biological process: protein polyubiquitination; proteasome-mediated ubiquitin-dependent protein catabolic process. Gene Ontology annotation, molecular function: ubiquitin conjugating enzyme activity. Bases 1 to 498 code for a protein of 165 amino acids. The record is from RefSeq and is a predicted model, not a curated record. NCBI's taxonomy places the organism in Eukaryota, Evosea, Eumycetozoa, Acytosteliales, Cavenderiaceae. The transcript has 4 exons.